Molecule: messenger RNA, 3217 nt
Organism: Anarrhichthys ocellatus (wolf-eel)
Lineage: Eukaryota; Metazoa; Chordata; Actinopteri; Perciformes; Anarhichadidae
Gene: wdr3
Product: WD repeat domain 3
Exons: 27
Coding region: 83-2896 (937 amino acids)
Biological process (GO): maturation of SSU-rRNA
Cellular component (GO): Pwp2p-containing subcomplex of 90S preribosome; small-subunit processome
Molecular function (GO): snoRNA binding; protein binding
Source: RefSeq, a predicted model, not a curated record
AUCAACUGCGCACGCAGUACAAACACAAGCGAAGCUAGCGGCCGCAUUUCUGAGGACUGAGCAUCGCCCGAGGCCGGCCGUCAUGGGGUUGACCAAACAGUACCUGCGCUACGCCGCCAGCGCCGUGUUCGGAGUGAUUGGCGGCCAGAAAGCCAACAUCGCGUACGUGACCCUCCGCGGGGGGGAGAGAGGCCGCUACGUGGCCGUGGCCGCGUGCGAACACGUCUUCAUCUGGGACGUCCGGAAAGGAGAGAAGGUCUUGAUCCUGAAGGGCCAGAAACACGAGGUGACCUUCCUCUGCGCCUCGCCGGAUGGCGUCCACGUGGCCGUGGGUUACGAGGACGGCGCCGUGCGGAUCUUCAGCCUGCUGAGCAGCGAGAGCAGCGUGUCCUUCAACGGCCACAAGACCGCCGUCAGCGCCAUGCGCUACGACGCGCUCGGAGCUCGGCUCGUCACCGGAUCACGGGACACAGAUGUGAUCGUGUGGGACAUCAUCAAUGAGUCGGGGCUCUACAGGCUGAGGGGCCACAAAGACGUCAUCACAGAGGCCUUGUUCCUCAAAGACAGGAACCUCCUGGUCACCAGCUCUAAGGACAGCUUUGUGAAGUGGUGGGACCUGGACACACAGCACUGCUUCAAGACCAUGGUGGGCCAUCGCAGCGAGGUGUGGGGCAUGGUGCUGCUGAACCAGGAGAAUCGGCUGUUAACGGGCUCAGCAGACAGUGAGCUCCGGGCCUGGGACAUCAACUACCUGCAGGAGGAGAAAGCUGUGGGAGAGCCUAAGGUGAAGAAGGGGAAAACUCUGCUGGAUGAUGACGAUGAGGAAGAGGCGGAUGAAAGUCCUGAGGAGCGGAUCCUGAGUUGUAAGAAAGCCGGAUCGAUCCUGAGGGAGGCCAGAGACCGCGUCGUCUCUCUGGCAGCGGACGCCAAGGCCCGAGUCAUCGCCUGUCAUGGCAAUGACGCCGUCCUGGAGAUCUUCACUGUGCUGUCGGAGGAGGAGGUGCAGAAGAAGAUGACUAAGAAGCUGAAGAAAGCCAAAAAGAAGGCAGCGAAAACUCAGGAAGACGCAGGCGAGGAGGAGGCGGAGCCGGUGGUGGAGCGGAUGCUGAAGGACGAGAUCCUCAAACUGACCAAAAUCAAAGCCUCCGCCAAGAUCAGGUGGGUGGACUGCCUGUCGUGUGCCGGCGGCGAGCUGAAGGUGGCGCUGCUGCUGCAGAACAACACCAUCGAGACCUACAGCCUGAAGACGUCGGACAGGACGCCCGCGGCCAAUAAGACGGCUCGCCUCACGCUGGGCGGCCACCGCACCGACGUCCGCACGCUGGCCUUCAGCUCGGACAACCUGGCCGUCCUCUCAGCCUCGGGGGACACGGUCAAAAUCUGGAACAGGUCAACGCUGCAGGUGAUCCGCACCAUGGCCUGUGAAUACGCCCUCUGCUCGCUGUUCGUGCCUGGAGACAGACAGAUCAUCCUGGGAACGAAGAGCGGGAAGCUGCAGAUCUUUGAGUUGGCCUCAGGAAGCCUGCUGGAGACGGUGGACGCUCACAACGGGUCUCUGUGGUCCCUGUGCCUCGCCCCAGACCAGAGAGGCUUUAUCACAGGAAGUGCGGAUAAGACGGUGAAGUUCUGGGAGUUUGAGCUGAUUAAGGACCAAGCGACCGACCAGAAGAGGCUGACAGUGAAGCACACACGCACUCUGCAGUUGGAGGAAGACGUUUUGUGUGUGAGGUUUUCUCCCGACCACAGACUGCUGGCCGUCUCUCUGUUAGACUCCACCGUCAAGGUCUUCUACACAGACUCACUGAAGUUCUUCUUGUCUCUGUAUGGACACAAGCUGCCGGUUCUCUGUCUGGACAUCUCACAUGACAACACGCUGAUCGCCACCGGCUCCGCCGACAGAAACGUGAAGAUCUGGGGUUUGGACUUCGGCGACUGUCACCGCUCCAUGUUCGCUCAUGACGACAGCGUCAUGUUCCUCCAGUUUGUCCCCAAGACUCAUCUGUUCUUCACAGCGGGGAAAGACAAGAAGAUCAAGCAGUGGGACGCCGACAAGUUUCAGCUCAUCCAGACGCUGGAGGGUCAUCAUCGGGAGGUCUGGUGUUUCACCAUCAGUCCGAACGGCGACCACAUUGUGUCGGCAUCUCACGACAAAUCCCUUCGUCUGUGGGAGAGAACCAGGGAGCCCAUCAUCCUGGAGGAGGAGCGGGAGAUGGAGCGGGAAGCAGAGUUUGAGGAGAGCAUGGCCAAGGGAGAUGAUCCAGUGGUACCCGGAGAAACUGAAGGAGAAGCAGCUCCAGCCGCCAAGAAGACCAUCGACACGGUCAAAGCUGCGGAGAGAAUCAUGGAGGCUCUGGAACUUUACAAAGAGGAGAACAGGAAGUUGGAGGAGCAUAAAUAUGCCAGUAUGACAGCAGUGAACAAGCUUCCUCUGCCGAAACCGAACCCCAUCCUCGUUGCGUUUGGAAACGUUUCACCGUCCCGCUACGUUUUAGACGUCAUAAAGAAGGUCAGAUCGAGUGAGCUGGAGGUUUCUCUGCUGGUGUUACCGUUCCCGUACGUCCCCCAGCUGCUGACGCUGUUCAACAGCUACAUCCAGCAGGGCCUGGAGGUGGAGCUGGUCUGCCGCUGCCUGUUCUUCCUUCUCAAGAUCCAUUUCGGUCACAUCUCCGGGAACCAGAUGCUGCUGUCCGUCAUCGACGAGCUUCGGACCAACACGGUGUCCAAAGUGCAGGAGAUCAGAGACGUGAUGGGCUUCAACAGCGCCGCGCUGCAGUUCCUCCAGCGGGAGAUCGAGAGCAAAGAGGACGUGAUGUUCUUCGCCGACGCCACGGGCCAACUGGCGAAGAAGAAGAGGAAGAGGAGGAAGAGGGAGCGAGCCAUCCUGACCAUCGCUUAAAUCUUAAAGGACCAUCUCUGUCUGUGUGUGUGAAGCUCUCAGCUGGAUCCAGAGGACCACAGGGUUUCACUUUUCUAUGUUUUGACAUAUUUUGUUAUUCAGCGACGCGAUUUAUUUCCCAAAUAAAAAAUGCUCCCGAAAGCUGCCUCAGUCCAAGCUGUACUUUACGUUUAGAUCUCCAAGCACAAGGAGCUAUCGGUUACCAAAGUUGCCAAAAAUAAAUGAAUUAAUAAAAUAAUAAAUGAACAUGCCAUAAAAUGUACCAAAAUAAAAAUGAAAUGUAGGCAAUUUACCAAUAUUUCCGGAUUUACCUUUCUGGUA